AGUGACUAAUAGCAAACGUGUCUGCUACAUUUCAGAGCUUUGCACGUCAAAUUCCGCACCCCGCCGUGAUUUAUGGGGCCUAAAAGCUCCCACACAGCGCCCAGCCGGAGCUCCUCUCCCUCUCGCCGCUGUGAUGGUUUGAAUCCAGGCUCGUUCUCCGGGGGGGUUAUAUAAACUAAUCGCGUCGCACAGCGCUGUGAGUAAACUGCUCCUCAACAACAGACCGGAUUAACGUGGAUUAUCUCGCCUCGGUAUCUGCGUGACCACACGUGCAACACAGACGUGAACGGUAAUGCAAAACUUAAAGACAAGGAACAAGGAUGAGUAUUAAAAGUGGACUCCAGCGUUGGACGCAUCAUUCAGGCGACUUGGUCAGGAGAACUGAUUUCACUGGAUCUGUGGAUGCAGGCGAGUUGAACCACAGACCAGGCUGAGGGACUCGUCCAGUUACCGCUGAUUCAACACAAGGCUUUUAUCAAGAACUCUACAUACUUGACAUGUUGCAAAAAAGAAAAUGAAGAGAAGACUUUUAUCAAGAACUCCACUUAUUCUACAUGAAUGAUUGAAGAAGAAAAACAAAAGAAGUAAAUUGUGGUUGGACUCUACUUCAGUGGUUUACCUAGCAAGAGAAAAUGCUCCUAAGAGAACACAAGUCAGCAAAAAGGAAUCUACACUUUUUUGCGUGCUGAUCAGAAGGAGUUUCUCAAAGAGGAGGAAAAAAAUCCACAUCUGUUUUUUGGAUCAUGGCUCUUGAGUGCAUGGUGAAGCCUGGGGUUCUGCUCUGUCUCGUGACCCUCGGAUUUUCUUUUUCUGCCCUACAUAAUACCUCCAGCAAAUAUGCUCCAGUCAUGGAGAAUAUGGAACAAGGCAAACGUCAGGAGGAAAAGUACAUGCCAUCAUACGUUCACCCCAACCUCUACUUUGAUUUAACAGAGGUGAAGCAGCUGACAAAGAAGGCAUCCAGCACGCACGGCCACAUUUUCAGAAUUAUCCAAAAUGCUGUCAUCACCAUGCUGGAGAACCCAACUCUCUACCUGCCUCCAAUGAGCCAUGAAGACUUUGGAAAGAAAUGGAAUGAGAUUUACGGCAACAACCUGCCACCUCUUGCUCUGUACUGCCUUCUUAAACCCGAGGACACUACCGCUUCCCAGUUUUUAAUAAAAUACAUGGAUCGUAUGUCGGAAUAUCCAGACUGGAUGGUGAGCACUGCUCCACACGAUGAAGUUCCAAUGGCACACUCCCUCACUGGCUUUGCCACAGCUUACGACUUCAUUUAUACCUAUUUGGACACUCAGCGAAGGGUUCGGUACCUGAAGAAGAUCCGAGCGGUCACUGAGGAACUCUGUGAACUGUCCAAGCAUAGAGGUUGGGGCAGGCAAUUCCUGCAGAACCACCAGACCACAAACAUACUAGCCAUCCUGACUGGAGCGAUUGUGACUGGUGAGCAUAAAGACCCUGAAAGCAUGAUAUGGAAGCAAAUUGCAGUGAACUACAUGGAAAAGACUAUGUUCCUCCUGAACCAUAUCGUGGAUGGUUCCCUAGAUGAAGGUGUGGCGUAUGGCAGCUACACAGCCAAAUCCAUCACUCAGUAUGUUUUCUUAGCUUUACGUCAUUUUGACAUUGACAACAGAAGGAAUAACUGGCUGAGAGCUCACUUUAUGUUUUACUAUGCCACUGUGCUCCCGGGCUUUCAAAGAACGGUGGGCAUUGCUGACUCCAACUACAACUGGUUCUACGGGCCAGAGAGUCAGCUGGUGUUCCUGGAUGCGUUUGUGCUCAGAAAUGGUUCCGGAAACUGGCUUGCACAACAGAUCAGAAAGCAUCGGCCUAAAGACGGGCCCAUGGUGGCAUCUGUAGCCCAGGGCUGGGCUACUUUACAUACCGAGUUUAUCUGGUAUGAUGCAGAGCUUUCUCCCAAGCCUCCGCCUCAUUUUGGGAAAGCAAACAUGCAUGUUUUUUCAAACUGGGGUGUGGUGACAUAUGGAGCAGGGUUACCUUAUGCCCAGGACAACACGUUUGUGUCUUUUAAAUCAGGCAAAUUAGGUGGACGGGCUGUGUAUGACAUAGUUCACGUGAAACCCUAUUCAUGGGUUGAAGGGUGGAGUAACUUCAAUCCAGGCCAUGAACACCCUGAUCAAAACUCUUUCACUUUUGCACCAAAUGGACAGGUCUUUGUCGCUGAUGCCUUGUAUGGGCCAAAAUACAGUUACCUUAACAACGUGUUGGUGUUCGCCCCCUCCCCCACCAGCCAGUGCAAUAAACCAUGGGAGGGGCAGCUAGGGGAGUGUUCCAAAUGGCUUCGAUGGGGAGAAAAGGAAGAAGGAGACAGCUCUGGUGAGGUCAUCUCGGCAUCUUCACACGAAGACACGCUGUUUGUUAGUGGCGAAGCUGUGUCAGCCUACUCAUCAGCUAUGAAGCUGAAGAGUGUGUACCGGGCUCUGGUCCUGCUCAACUCUCAGACUUUGAUGGUGUUAGAUCAUGUGGAAAAGCAGGAGCAGUCUCCGGUGACUUCAUUCAGUGCCUUUUUCCACAACCUCGACAUCGAUCUCAGAUAUGUGCCUCACAUUUCUUUAGACAGGUACAGGGGAGCUCUGAUGGAUGUGUGGGAUGCCCAUUAUAAGAUGUUCUGGUUGGACAGUCAGGGAGCCAGUCCGGUUCCCAGGAUACAAGAAGUGGAACAGGUCGCUGAGUUCAAGAAGAGAUGGACACAGUUCAUAAAUGUGACCUUUUCCAUGGACAGCUCAGUCAGCAGGGUAGUUUACCUAAUGCAUGGCCCAUUUGUCAAAGUUUCCGACUGCAGGUUCAUUGACAAUGGCAAAAAUGGAGUUAGGGUAUCUGUUACUCUGAAUGACACAGAGACUACUGUCUCCAUUGCCACAAAUUACAAGGAUAUAGGUGCCAGGCACAGCUACUUGGGCUUUGCAGGAUUUGCAAAAGCAGAGAGCAAGCACAGGAUCAUUCAUUUUGGUCAGGGAAUCCAAACUUUACCCAGCCAAGAAAAAAGAGAGUCUUCUUUUGAUGUUAGAUUUGUGUUCAGCAUCAUCACAUUAUGGAUUCUGUGUUUUGCUUUUGUAUUUUUGUCCAUUAAGAGAAAGUUCAAUGUUUCUUUCGGUAAGCUAAUCCGAUUAAUACUUAUUUCAGUGCUUUUUUUCUGGGUGCUGGAACUUUUGGUAAUGUCACAUAGUUGUGGGGAAGUCUUGUGUGGCAUCACAUGGCAGGAUCUUUCUGUUUCCGAUGAGGUAGUCACAAGAACCACAAUACCCGAUGACACCCCAGAUCCCCUCCCAUUCAUAGUCAUGACGUCUCUCCCUGGCUCUGGGGCAGAGAUUCUUCAGCACCUUUUCGACAAUAGCUCUGACUUUGUGUACCUCAGAAUCCCUUCUCCGUACCUUCAUGUACCUGAGACCAACUUUGUGCUGGACUCUUUGGUGGACGCUUGCGAGUGGUCCAGAGCAGAUGCCCAGAAUGGGAAGUUCCUAGCCAUUCAGGGAUGGUUCCAUUCCAUGAUGCACAGCAUCAGGAUGCACCUACAGAACAUUCAGCUCUACAAAGGCAACCUUGAAGCAGGGAGUAAAGUCAGCAGUGUUCAGGGAACCAGCAAGAAAAGUAGGAAGCUUUUGACGGAUGCUAGGGCAACUAUGAGGAGGAGACCAGCAGACCGGGAUGUGGAGUAUAUUAAGGCGCUUCGGCAACACUUGGUGACCUACCCGAAUGCCUGCCCUGUGCUGAACCUCCGGAGUGGGAGCUGGUCCCUAAAACUGCCCUUCAUUCACGAGGUGAUCGGGCGUUCAUUACGCUCAGUCCAAGUAGUGCGAGACCCCAGGGCAUGGAUCUAUCUCAUGCUAUACAACAGCAAUCCGAGCCUUUACAGUCGUAUAAACAUUAAAAAGCACUUGCUUAACGUUGUGAACCAGAGCAACAUGGAGGCAGGACAGGGGUGCACUAGGUUUGACCCAGCAUUUCAGCCUCUGCAAAUAAUCAGUGGUCAGCCAGACGCAAACCCCGUGCUGCUGCUUGCUCAUCUUUGGCUGGCCUACACCUCCGCCAGCCUCAGGGCAAGCACGGACCUGCCCCCUCACACCUAUCUCAGGGUGAAGUUUGAGGAUGUUGUGCUUUUCCCUGAGGAGACUGCAGGGAGGAUACAUGAAUUUCUUGGCAUACCUAUUGCACCAGCUGCCAUAAAUCAGCUCACUUUUGCAGCAUCCACAAAUCUGUAUCAUCUAGCUUAUGAAGGGGACAUAUCACCUGCCAAAAUCAACAUGUGGAGAGAAAACAUGGCCUCUGAUGAGAUCAAACUGAUAGAGGAUAUUUGCUGGCCUGUCAUGGAGACACUUGCGUACCAAAGACAUGCAGUCAUGCACCAUUAAUAAAAUGCGAGCUGAUUCAACACUGACCUGAUUGCUGUUUGGAAUAAAAUGCAGAAUA
Colossoma macropomum (tambaqui) is the source of this 4425-nucleotide messenger RNA. RefSeq names its product dermatan sulfate epimerase like a (gene dsela). The transcript is spliced from 3 exons. Gene Ontology annotation, molecular function: chondroitin-glucuronate 5-epimerase activity. NCBI's taxonomy places the organism in Eukaryota, Metazoa, Chordata, Actinopteri, Characiformes, Serrasalmidae. The coding region runs from base 744 to 4367 and encodes 1207 amino acids. The record is from RefSeq and is a predicted model, not a curated record.